AUGCUAAAGAUGACGAUGUCUAUAAACGCGGUUCCACGUUUAAUAGGACGUAAUGUGGGCAUGAUACAGUACGCAAUUCUCGGGGGAAGCUAUAAUCUUGCUGAAUUUGAAGGCGCAUGUAAACAAAGUAGUAAAAUUUCAGGAAUUGGUAAUUGA
This is a messenger RNA of Chironomus riparius, 156 nucleotides long. Lineage: Eukaryota; Metazoa; Arthropoda; Insecta; Diptera; Chironomidae. The record is from the annotation of a GenBank genome assembly.